This is a messenger RNA of Dromiciops gliroides (monito del monte), 1869 nucleotides long. RefSeq names its product GTPase IMAP family member 7-like. Bases 136 to 1062 code for a protein of 308 amino acids. NCBI's taxonomy places the organism in Eukaryota, Metazoa, Chordata, Mammalia, Microbiotheria, Microbiotheriidae. The record is from RefSeq and is a predicted model, not a curated record. Gene Ontology annotation, molecular function: GTP binding. The transcript is spliced from 3 exons.
CCCUGACGCUUCUGAAACAUAAACACUGAUUUGGAAUGCAAAACUGAAAGUAACACUUCAGAUUCCUUUACCAGCCCAGGGGAGAAGACCAUUUUUAACUCUCUGAGAGCUUUGGUACCUCCCCACUGUUUAAAGAUGGGAUCAAGCUCAAGUUCAUCUGCCAGUUCAUCCUCUGCUUAUCAGGCCAAUACUCUAAGGAUUGUACUUGUUGGGAAAACUGGAAAUGGGAAAAGUGCAACAGGGAACACCAUCCUUGGGGAGAAAGUUUUUGAAUCUAAAAUUUCAGCGCAUGCUGUGACCAAGAGCUGUCAAAAAGGAGUUGGAACCUGGAAAGGGAAAAACCUUAUAGUUGUUGACACACCUGGACUGUUUGACACAAAGAACAGCCUAGAAACCACUUGCAAUGAGAUCAGUCGCUGUGUCAUCUAUUCCUGCCCAGGGCCACAUGCCAUUAUUCUGGUUCUGCAACUAGAUCGAGAUACUACUGAAGGAAAACAUACUGUCUCUUUGAUUAAGGCACUCUUCGGGAAAUCAGCCAUGGACUACAUGGUCAUCUUGUUCACUCGGAAAGAUGACUUGAAAAAUAUGACAGUAGGUGACUUUGUAAACGAGUCUAAGAACCUCCAAAGUCUCGUCCAAGAGUGUAGUGGUAGAUGCUGUGCCUUUAACAACCAUGCUAAGGGCAAUGAAAGAGAAGUUCAGAUGAAUGAGCUGCUGCACAUGAUUGAGAAGAUGGUGCAGAAUAAUAAGGGGAAAUAUUUUUCAGAUAAGAUAUACCAGAAAACUAAUGAGUCACUGAAAAGAAGACAAAGUACCCUGAUGAAAAUCUACACUGAAGAAAGAGACAAUGAACUGAAAAUUAUAAAUCUAGAAUAUGCUAACAUAGGUCCUCUGACAGAAGAGCAAGAAAAGGAAAAGCAAGGAAAAAAAAGACAGGUAGAGAGGAUAUAUGAAGAAAAAAUGAAAAAUGUAAACUCAGAGGCUGAGAAGCCUAUGUUUGAAGAUAUUAUUCAGUUUAUUAUGGAUGUGGUUUCUAAAAUUUCUGGUUGGUUAAGCAAAUAAUGGUCUGCCUGGUUGGGUUUUAUUUGCUUUCAGUUAAUAUCUUCAUAAAUGUUAAUAUCCUGGAUGUACAGAAUUAUAAACUUAUAAAUGGAUAGAAUUAGGUCUAAUUUCCUCCCUGCCACUAAAAGAUAAGGAAUUUUCAGGCCAAGCAACACUCUAUCUUGGGGGUAGAGCCCAACUAGAGAUUUCCUACAUUAUGCCUCCCACAAUUGAAUUCCCCACUUGUUUUAUCUGAGCCUUCAUUUACCAAGUGCCUAGAGAGCUGGGGCCCAAGUAUAGAGUCUGAGGCUCUGCCACUUCAAAUAUUUUAUAGAAGCAGGUAUUUAAUUGGUAAUGAAUAAUUGCAUAAAUAAAUAAGAAUUGUGGCUCUUUAAGCAUGGGAGAAAUGUCUACAGAGGGAGGAGGACCAGGGGUUAGUGAUGGUUUGUUCAUUUGCUUUUAGGUCCUACCAUCAUAGAGGUCAAAUUGUUCCCUGGGCAGCUUCCUGACUCUGUACUUUCCUGAGUCUGAUUCUCCUGGAUUCCCAGAUGGUGUUGGUCUCCCAUGUUUAUUAAUUCUUUUCAUGUAUCACCUGCACACUUAACAAAUAAACAAAAGCUAUUCUCCUUCCUCCUAAACACUCAGCCCUAACAUUCAUUUCAUUUUUGCAUCUGUUCAGUUGCUAUGAUCCAGAGAUUUCUGUCCAUUGAUUUAGCCUGUGCAGAAUGUAAACUCUUCAUUAGAAUGGAUUGUUUCAUUUAUUAUAUUUGUACUCACAGUUCCAGAAUUGUCUACCAUAUAUCAAAUAAAUGAUGAUUGUUGAGCUCA